Molecule: messenger RNA, 1363 nt
Organism: Erythranthe guttata (spotted monkey flower)
Lineage: Eukaryota; Viridiplantae; Streptophyta; Magnoliopsida; Lamiales; Phrymaceae
Gene: LPXA
Product: bacterial transferase hexapeptide repeat-containing protein
Biological process (GO): lipid biosynthetic process
Molecular function (GO): acyl-[acyl-carrier-protein]-UDP-N-acetylglucosamine O-acyltransferase activity
Source: RefSeq, a predicted model, not a curated record
ACAAAAGGGUAGCACCGUAGUAGAAGGAAAAUCCCUUUUCUUUUUUGGGUGGGAAUAAUGAAUUCACUUUCACGAAUUCGCCGGCCGUUCACCAUUGCUGUUCAACGGCUCAAUCUCCGAAGCUUCUCCAGUUCACUCCCAUAUUUUAAGGAGGAAGACAAAUUGAACCCUACAGAAACGGGAAGCAACUGCAGCUUGGUUCAUCCGUCCGCCGUAGUUCAUCCGGAAGCCAUUUUAGGUCAGGGUGUUUCGGUCGGUCCUUUUUGUACCGUUGGAGCUUCUGCAAAGUUGGGGAAUGCUUGUCAGUUAUACCCUGGGAGCCAUAUUUCUGGAAAUACGGAAUUAGGAGAUAACUGCAUUUUAAUGAUGGGUGCUGUAGUUGGUGAUGAUAUUCCGGGCCGUACGAUUAUUGGAUCCAACAAUAUUGUCGGGCAUCAUGCUGUGGUGGGCAUUAAAUGUCAAGAUAUGAAAUACAAGCCAGGGAAUGAAUGUUUCCUUGAGAUUGGUGACAAUAACGAGAUUAGAGAGUACACGUCCGUUCAUCGAUCUUCACACCCAAAUGAAACAACAAUAAUUGGCGAUAACAAUCUUAUUAUGGGAUCUUGUCACAUAGCACAUGACUGCAAGAUUGGUCACAAUAACAUUUUUGCAAAUAAUACUCUAUUAGCAGGCCAUGUUACUGUGGAGGACUAUACUCACACAGCAGGGGCAACUGUAAUACACCAGUUUUGUCAUAUCGGUUCUUUUUCUUUUAUUGGUGGUGGUUCGGUGGUUUCUCAAGAUGUACCCAAGUACACAAUGGUAUGUGGUGAACGAGCUGGACUGCGUGGAUUAAAUCUAGAAGGGCUAAGGCGUCGUGGGUUUUCGAUUGUGGAGAUAAAGAGCCUGAGAGCAGCGUAUAGAAAAAUAUUUAUGCCUAGUGAAGGAAAUCUAUUGGGCAUCGAAGACCGCCUGACUGAAUUGGAAAAGGAUGAGGAACUGGGUCGAAUUCCAGUGGUGUGUUUAAUGGUAAAAUCAAUCCGAGAUUCCUUUGCAGAGGAUCGUCGUGGAAUCUGCAAGUUUAGUUUAACAUUCAACAAGGGUGAGUUAGAGUGGUAAUUAUUAUUACACAGUCAGCACAAUUUGGAUACAUAUUUUGCUUGCUUGGAUGAUGUGGAAUCUGUCAUCCCUCCGCUUAGGAACGUUAAUGUUUCGGUUACAUUUGAUUCUGAAAUAUUUUGAUAUUUUUUUUUUCUUAGAUAAACAAAUAUUUUGAUAUGCUGUAUAUCUAUUUUAGUAUUGGACUGUAAGUUUGUAACUAAUCAUUAAAUCAUAUAUAUAUAUUUUAAUUUUGUUUUGAAAUUUGAAUUAAAAUUUGUUUGUA